CCAAUCGACAAACAACGGGAGAAGUGAAGUCAACGAAGGCGGCGGAGCGUAGACGCGUAAACCGACAAACCUGAAAAGCGAGCGUAAAUUUGCCAGGCUAGGAGACAUUGGUGACACCCCAACACAAAUAUCGCCGUACCUGAUCGCCCCCGUGUCAGAAUGACUGCUGUCCAAGGCGUAUUAUCGGCUGCAGAACGCUCUGUGCGUUCGGUGUUCGUGGGGAACAUUCCCUAUGAGGCCACCGAGGAGCAGCUGAAGGAUAUCUUUUCCGAAGUCGGUCCCGUCGUGAGCUUCCGACUCGUGUACGAUCGCGAGACGGGCAAACCCAAGGGCUAUGGCUUCUGCGAAUACAAGGAUCAAGAGACCGCUCUGAGCGCCAUGCGAAACCUCAACGCCUUCGAUCUGAACGGUCGCCCGCUGCGUGUGGACAACGCUGCCAGCGAGAAGAGCAAAGAGGAACUCAAAAAUCUGCAGGCAUCACUAGGGGGACCACCAGUUGAGAGCCCCUACGGUGCCGAGGUGGAACCCGAGCGUGCUCCAGAGGCCAUCUCCAAGGCUGUGGCUAGCCUCCCCCCCGAGCAGAUGUUCGAGCUCAUGAAACAGAUGAAGCUGUGCAUCCAGAACAACCCAGGAGAGGCGCGCAACAUGCUGCUGCAGAACCCGCAGCUGGCCUAUGCACUGCUCCAGGCCCAGGUGAUCAUGAAGGUGGUGGAGCCCCAGGUGGCAUUGAGCAUCCUGCAUCGCCAGAAUCCCACCAUGGGGCCCCUGGGCACAGGGCCCCAGCAGUUGCCCCCCGCACAGCCCCAGCCCCAGCCCAUGCCCCUGCAGCCGCAGCAACAGCAGCAGCAGCAGCAGCCUGUGGUCGGCGGACCCGGCAUGGGCUGGGGUCCCCAGCAGGGCGGGGGCCUGGUGGGGGCCCCGCAGGGCAUGGGGGCCGGGGCCCUUCCGGCGCCCCAGCAGCAAGGGUUCCCUCCGGAGCAGGGAUUCAACGACGCGGCAUUUGGAGGAGGUCGGGGUCCGCCAGUGGGUCCCGGUAGACCAGCCCUGUUAGGGGAGCGCCCACCGGUGCCCGAACCGCUCAGGACGGCACCCUUUGACCCCCGAGUGAUGGCCCCGGCCCCGCUGGCCGCACCGGGCAGGCCAGGCAUGGUGGGCCCGGACCCCCGCCUGGACCCCCGCGGGGACAGGGACCUGCGCGUGUCCAUGGGGGACCGGGACAUGCGCCAGCCGCAGCCCCUCGAGGACCAGGACUUGAGGACCGGCGGAGACCCCCGCUUCCGGGCCGGGGCCCCCUUCGACCCCCGUAGUCGCCCCUUCGCUUCCCAGGGACCCCCGGGGGGCCCGGCCCCCAUCGGGAGCAGGGACGACCCCCGGAUGGGCCCCGGCCCGGCACGCCCCGGCGGAAACCCCGUCAUCUCGGCUCAGGACCAGGAGAAGGCCGCCCUCAUCAUGCAGGUGCUGCAGCUCUCGGAUCAGCAGAUCGCCUUGCUUCCACCAGACCAGCGCCAGAGCAUCAUGGUGCUGAAGGAGCAGAUUGCGCGCAGCACGCAGCAGUGAGGAGGCUGUCCACGCAGCUAAUAAACGUGUUUACUGGCUUGGUUCCAGUAGUUCUC
This is a messenger RNA of Ixodes scapularis (black-legged tick), 1613 nucleotides long. RefSeq names its product cleavage stimulation factor subunit 2 (gene CstF64). Gene Ontology annotation, molecular function: mRNA binding. Gene Ontology annotation, cellular component: mRNA cleavage and polyadenylation specificity factor complex. NCBI's taxonomy places the organism in Eukaryota, Metazoa, Arthropoda, Arachnida, Ixodida, Ixodidae. The record is from RefSeq and is a predicted model, not a curated record. Bases 160 to 1557 code for a protein of 465 amino acids. The transcript has 9 exons. Gene Ontology annotation, biological process: mRNA 3'-end processing.